GGGGGGCGGGGCCUGCUUGGCCCUGGCGCUCCCAGUCACGACGCAGCAGCUCGGGGCCUCGCCCUGCGGCGGCCCUGGGGGGCUCGCUGGUGCCGCUGCCCCGGCCUUGCAGGGCCGAGAGAGCCCGGCCGAGCCCGGGCCCCGGCAUCUGCGCAGCCGGUCCCCUCGUGCCAGGCGGGUUAUUGAGCUGCCGGGCCAUGGGCUGAUCUGAUCUGGUCCGCCACAGCCUCGUUUCCCACCAUUCCCUAAUCCUCUGGCCGGCCCUGUGGGUCCACCCCUCUUUGCCUGGUCAGGCGCUGCAGUCCCCUACAGCCCUCAAGUGGGGUGACCCAAAGGCCCUCCCUUGAGGGCCUAGGCCCUGAAGUGCUGGUUCUGAUCCAGCCUGGAGAGAUUUUCCUGCCGCUUAGCACCUGUGUUUCUCUUUGGCUGCUUUUCCAGAUGAACAGGAUGAAAGUUGACGAGGAGGAGUACUGGCACAGCUCCAAGUGUAAAGCCUUCACAUUUGAUGAUGACGAUGAUGAGCUCUCCCAGCUAAAGGAGUCCAAGCGGGCAGUGAACAGCCUUCGAGACAUCGUAGAUGAUGACGAUGACCUUGAGAAGUUCAGCUGGAGUGGAGAGCCAGUGGGCAGUAUUUCCUGGUCCAUCAAAGAGACAGCCUCCAGCAGCUCUAAUGCUCCUGAAGGGAGAGACUCAGGCCUACAGAAGGGCUCUUCUUCCCAUGCAGCCUUCCCCAAGCAAGCCUCCUCUUACUCCAUCAGCAGUUUCUUCAAAGGAAGAAACAAAUUUGGGAGUUUUCAGUCCCUUUCAGAUGGAUUACAGCAGCGACUGGAGUCCCAAGGAUACAGUCAGACGAAUGCAGAGGGGCAAGAUUUGCUCACUGGAGAGGUUCCGUUCCCUGCAGGAGAAGCUGGUGCUCCUGGAUGAAGCUGUCGCGGUGCAUGAUGGGAAUGUCAUUACAGCUAUCCUAAUAUUCUUGAAGAGGACGCUGAAGAGAGAAAUCCUGUUCCAAGAGCUGGAGGUGCGACAGGUGGCCCUGCGCCAUCUAAUCCAUUUCCUGAAAGAGACAGGGGAGCAGACGCUGCUCCUGGACCUGCUCAGGUUCCUGGACAGGACCGAGGAGGUUGCCCUUUCUCGGUACCGGGAGCACUUGAGCAUCCAGGAUGCAGAGAAACGAAGAGAAUUUCUUAAAGGCUGCAUCAGGUUACCAUUUUCAUCUGAAGAUGCCGUUCAUGUUCAAGACCAUUAUACGCUCCUGGAGAGACAGAUCAUCAUUGAGGCAAACGACCGGCAUCUGGAGGCCUCUGGGCAGUCUGAGAUAUUUCGGAAAUACCCACGAAAGGCCUCGAUCCUCAACAUGCCACUGGUGACCACGCUAUUCUACUCCUGCUUCUACCACUACACAGAGGCCGAGGGGACAUUCAGCAGUCCAACCAACCUGAAGAAAACCUUUAAGAUCCCAGACAAACAGUAUGUGCUGACAGCCCUGGCUGCCCGUGCCAAGCUGCGAGCCUGGCAUGAUGUGGAUGCCCUGCUCACCACCAAGAACUGGCUGGGUUACACCAAGAAGAGAGCUCCCAUUGGCUUCCAUCGAGUGGUGGAGAUCUUGCAGCGGAACAGUGCCCCCGUGCAGGUGCUGCAGGAGUACGUGCGCCUCGUGGAAGACGUUGAGACAAGGUUGAACCUUGCCAUGAAAUAUAAGUGCCAUGAUGUUGUUAUUGAUACGUACAGAGACCUGAAGGAUCGGCACCAGCUGAUGGCAUACAGGUGUAAGGUGGAGCGGGGCUCUGCGGAAGAGGACAAGAUAGACAGUAUCCUCAGCAACUUGCAAAUCCGAUGGAAGAAUUGAGGUGUCUGCCCACCUCAGAAGCAGCCCAAUUUGCCAUUGCCAUGCCAUUGAGAGAGGAAACUAUGGAGCCAGCCUCAGUGCCAAUAGAGCAAGUUCUGUUUCCCGUCUUGGUGUGGUUUGUCUGAUAUUGCCAGUCAGUGCCAGUGGCUCCUGGGACAGAGAGGCAUCCAGGCUGAUAUAAGGCAAACCCCACUAUCUGGCUAGUGGGACAAGACACUGAUGAACUGGAGUCAAUGCUCUGUAACUGGCUAGGCCAUGAGGUGGGCAUGGCUUCAGCGUUCAGAUGGAAGUAAAGCCAGGCAAAGCAGCGGCUACUUCAGAUUUGUGCAGGAUCCGGGCUCAUUCAGGUGAGAGGAACAAGACAAUUACCCACAAAAGAUCUCUCCUAAGGUUAGAGGUGACCCGCUCCCUUGCCAUACCAGCUGCUAAGGCUGGGGCAAUGAUGGCCGUGUCAGAAGAGAAGACGCAGGAACCGCAGACUGGACUGCGUUCUCCCUGCCUCUACGAGCAUGAUGGGUAGGGAAAGAUUUCUUGCCACUUAAAACUCCAACCUUCCUGUUUGUCUCUGAUUCAGAAAAGAAGCUUUCAGCCAAACUUCUGCAGAUUGCAUAUCCCCACUGCAAAGCCCUGCAUCUCAAGACCUGCCCCUUCACCCAAAGGGAAGCUGGGAGUUCUGCCUGGAGCUCAUCCACUCCCUCAUUGGGUUGGUUAGAGAAUGAGGUGAAAUUCCCUCCCAGCAAGUGCUGAAGAUGCUGGCCCCACAGAGCCCCUUGGAACAGUCUCUUCUCCCUGGCCUUUACAAUGGGAAAGUUUUUGUUACAUCCCUUAAAAAUGUGACUCUCCCCUGGGGUUCCCUGCCAGUUUUGUGGUGUCAGACCUCACUUUCUGUUCCGUAAAUAAAGCUGCGUGUCUGCCUCUC
This is a messenger RNA of Chelonia mydas (Green sea turtle), 2765 nucleotides long. RefSeq names its product VPS33B interacting protein, apical-basolateral polarity regulator, spe-39 homolog (gene VIPAS39). Lineage: Eukaryota; Metazoa; Chordata; Testudines; Cheloniidae. Gene Ontology annotation, biological process: intracellular protein transport; vacuolar transport. The coding region runs from base 578 to 1846 and encodes 422 amino acids. The transcript is spliced from 18 exons. The record is from RefSeq and is a predicted model, not a curated record. Gene Ontology annotation, cellular component: cytoplasm.